AUGCGCGAUGAUCUCAAGGGUCGAAACUUGACUUUCACUGAAAUAGCUAAGCUUGUUGGGGAGCACUGGCAGAAUUUGACGCCGGGUGAGAAGGAGCCUUACGAGACAUCAGCCCUCAAAGCAAAGGAAAAGUAUAACCAUGACUUGGCCGAGUAUAAAAAGACGGCAGAGUAUAGGAAGUACAACCUUUACCUACAAGACUUCAAGGCGAGACAGGCCUCCGCCAAUCAAGCCGUGGUCAUGAGGUUAACUCUGAUUUUAGCAAAAGAGUCCUCUAAACGCCAGAAGCUGGAUACUGGCGCUCGGCUGCAGAACGGUAGUGCAAGCGCGACGCCGGGUAGCCUCAGCAGCACCGGGAGUGGCAGCGAGAGUCACCAAGGGAGUGAGCCGCCCCCAAACCGGAAGCAGCGAGUCGGUUCUGUGGUAUCAGUAUCGGAGUCUCAAUACUCGACGGCUGUCCCGACGCCAAUUUCGCAUCACCAUGCCGUAGACGACUCGGUGCACUCGCCCACCAGCACUCAGUUCGACCGAGAAAGCUUGCACUCAACAAGUCCCCACUCGGAGUCGUCGCCCAACCUGGACGGAGAACCAACUAAACCCAGACGCGAUUGGACCCACGACUCACUUGCCGUCGCUGUCGGAUGUGUUCAGUAA
Messenger RNA from Colletotrichum spaethianum, 654 nucleotides. RefSeq names its product high mobility group protein B3. Gene Ontology annotation, cellular component: nucleus. The transcript is spliced from 3 exons. The coding region runs from base 1 to 654 and encodes 217 amino acids. Gene Ontology annotation, biological process: regulation of gene expression. The record is from RefSeq and is a predicted model, not a curated record. NCBI's taxonomy places the organism in Eukaryota, Fungi, Ascomycota, Sordariomycetes, Glomerellales, Glomerellaceae.